AUGUCGGGGGAACGCGCAUUGGCGGACGCGGAACGCGCCAUACGCCGCCCGGCGGGCGCGAGUGAAUGCGGCGAGACGGAAGAGGCGGGGAACGCCGCGGAAGAGGUGGAGGAGGCGGAAGGAGGAAGAGUCGCGGAAGAGGUGGGGGAGGCGGGAAAAGGAGGGAAUGCGGAAGCUGGCGGAGCUGCUUUCGAGGGCGGUUUGUCCAUCGAGGCCGGUAUAGGCCUCGACGACUCGCCGACGGAUGCUUCGACGGACAAGCGGAAGCCUGCAAACUUGGACACACCAUCAUCCACGUGUCCAGCAGCGGCCGCUGACUCUCCGUCAGCUGACAAGGAUCCCUUCUCCGCAUUCGACGGCGGUACAAGUAUGUCACGUGAGCCGCGGGUUUCCACGGAUCCUGAUGCUUUCCCCGCCGGGGAUGUUCGCCCUCCGCCGCGUCCUGCUGCUUCCCGCGUGCCUUCCGCUCCUCUCUCUGCUGGUGCGAAUCUGGCGCCUUUACCAUCUCCGCGGAUCUCGGCUGGAGCUUUUCGCCCUCUGCCGCGUCCUGCUUCUUCCCCCCACGUGCCGUCGAAGGCACGCGGCUCCGCUCUUCCCUCUGCUGGUUCGGAUCUGGCGCUUACAUCAUCUCCGCGUAUCUCGGUGGGAGAUUUCUCCCACGAUAUCGACCGCCUCUCGCCCCGCGCGCGGCGGAAUCGGAAAAGGUCGCCGGAAGAGCGCGCAGAGGGGGCAUUCGCCGCGGAAGCGCCUGGUUCGCGGGCUGUACUUCCGCCCCCGCGCAAGAGGCGGAGAAACCCGCCCGAGCAUUGCGCCUUCCCCUUCCGCGCAUUCGUUAGCGUGCGCGGUGAUUCCGCACAUUCGUCCGUGGUGAUUGUGCCUUCCCCAUCCGCGCAUUCGUCAGCGCGCCGCGCGGGGGAGUCAUCCCUCCACUCCUUGUCCAUGUCGUUCGACGAGGUAGCCCUCCGCCUAACGACUUCCGCGUACGGGCUGCGCACGGAAGAAGGCGAUGGCGGAAGCCAGGGGGAAGUGCUUUCCGUUAUUGUGGGCCCAACGCCGCCGCGGUACUCGCUGUUGGAGAGCGACUCGGAUGUAUCUUCUUCCGCGAACCUUGACAUCAUUCUUGAAACUAUGAAGGGAUAA
Molecule: messenger RNA, 1140 nt
Organism: Closterium sp. Yama58-4
Lineage: Eukaryota; Viridiplantae; Streptophyta; Zygnematophyceae; Desmidiales; Closteriaceae
Source: the annotation of a GenBank genome assembly